Messenger RNA from Adineta ricciae, 1836 nucleotides. Lineage: Eukaryota; Metazoa; Rotifera; Eurotatoria; Adinetida; Adinetidae. The record is from the annotation of a GenBank genome assembly.
AUGACACGAUACGUCGAAAAGAAGAUUCUUAGUAUUGAACAAAGCGAAGGUGUUGGUGCACGAGUACGACGUUCUAUUGGAACUUCACAAGUGCGAAAUUUCGAUCCAUUUCUGAUGCUUGACGAGUUUCGUCUUUCUGCACCCGCUGGCUUUCCUGAUCAUCCACAUCGAGGAUUCGAAACUGUCACCUAUAUGAUGAAAGGAAGUACAGAACAUGAAGAUUUCACAGGACGACGAGGUGUUAUCAAUCCAGGUGAUCUUCAAUGGAUGACUGCUGGCCGUGGUAUUGUUCAUUGUGAAAUGCCAGGCGCCAACUGUGGCGAAUGCCAUGGUCUUCAACUUUGGGUGAAUCUUAGUAAAAAAUAUAAAAUGGUUGAACCUAACUAUCAAGAACUGUUAGAUAAAGACAUUCCUCGUACAGCAACAUCGGAUGGCACAGUACAAGUAAAGAUUAUUGCCGGUGAAUCUAUGUCAGUCAAAUCUCCUGUGUAUACUCGUACACCAACAAUGUAUCUUGACUUUACACUUAAACCAAAUUCAUCUUCGUUUACUCAAGCCAUUCCAAGUGGAUGGAAUGCAUUUGUGUAUAUCCUUACCGGCGAAGCUGAAUUCGGCUCGAAAAAGACGCAUGCUGAUGCUCAUCAUGUACUUAUUCUCUCAGCAAAUGGCGAUGGACUUGACUUUCGAAAUACCAGCAGCACUGCUGAUUGUCGAUUUGUUCUCAUCGCUGGACAACCGAUAAAUGAACCUGUCGUUCAACGCGGUCCAUUCGUAAUGAAUACCCCGGAAGAAAUUCGCCAAGCUAUGGAGGAUUAUCAACUAUGCCAGAACGGUUUUGAACAUGCACGCCAUUGGCAAAGUGAAGGAAUCGAACGAAAACAAAACAUUACAAAUUCCGAUGAUACAUAUCGUAAACGUCUUCGCUCAUGGAAACAACCACGAAUACAACUCAAACGUAAACAGAUACCUACUGGAUCUCCAGAUAAUGAAGAUUCAAGUGCAACCCUCCACAAAUCAACAAUCUAUACCUAUCCAAUGAAACUGAAUCAUAAUCGUUACUCGGUUCUACCAGAUACGAAUGCAAGACAGCACGAAAGUUGCGUCACUGAAAGUGUUUUUUAUUGUUCGUCAAUAUCGAAUACAUCAAUGCAAUCAGUAACCGAUUUGAAUAAUAAUCAGGUGACAACAUUGAAUGUCGACAAAAGAAAAAGAAACGGGCAAACACCCUCCUGGGAUAGUCGCUUGUGUCAUUCGUCACCAACGAAAACAUCUGAUUUGUUAGCUAUUCCAAACGAUGAAAGAAGUUCUAGUACACUACAACUCAUACAUGAUUCAAAUCUUACGAAACAAGCACGACCCUCUACUAAUAAUUCAAUCAUCACACAGGAUCCUUUAUCUAUGGACAGUGAUACUAUUGAUAUCAAUCAACUAGAUUCACCUGAGAUCACAUCGUCUCCAACAAUGGAAGUAGCUGUGAAAAUGGUUCAGCCUAUUGUUGACAUCAUUUUCAGCGCUUUUGAAGAUCAAUUAAAAACUGUACCAACGAAUUGUCUGUUAUCACCGUCACAAACUCAAUAUUCCCCUCCUUUCAUAUCAUCGGCUCAUCCAGUGGUUUUACAUGCGGUCAAUUUCAACAUUCAACUAACAACAAAACAAAACUUAUCAAAACGUAAUCCAUCGAAGAUUCUAUCUAAUGAAAAUGAUCGUAUUUCAGGUUCGGAGAGUACUCUAGCACAAGCGAACGAUCAUUCUCAGAGAAGAAAACGUAAAUUGAAACGACUUGCGCAGCUAGCUGUCUUCGGUGUUAGUGUAUUCUGUACUUAUUUACUCAUGUGA